Messenger RNA from Penaeus chinensis, 1824 nucleotides. Its product is annotated as aspartate aminotransferase-like. The transcript has 11 exons. Bases 1 to 1446 code for a protein of 481 amino acids. Gene Ontology annotation, molecular function: catalytic activity; pyridoxal phosphate binding. NCBI's taxonomy places the organism in Eukaryota, Metazoa, Arthropoda, Malacostraca, Decapoda, Penaeidae. The record is from RefSeq and is a predicted model, not a curated record. Gene Ontology annotation, biological process: biosynthetic process.
AUGCUGUCCUUUCGUCCAGCAAUCGUCGGUGCCAGAGACCGAUCGCUGCCAGUUGCUGUCGCGCCAACACCAGAGAGAGACUGUUUCUCUUGUCUGCCCGUCAUCACACUGCCCAGCGUUGUAGCGCCACAAAAAAACACAAUGAAUAAAGAAAACGAAGUCCUAAAAGAUCUGGUGAGGGCAGACUUGGCCAAUUCCACUGCUGCCUCAAAUCUCGCCUUCAAUGAGAAGGUAAAGGCAAUGAUAAGAUCGGGAAGGAAGGUUUACCACUUCGCAUUCGGCCAGUCUCCGUUCCCCAUUCCGCCAUGCUUAGUGAAGGCCAUGCAGGAGUAUGCUCAUGUACACGAUUAUUUACCCAUGACAGGCCUUCUUGAACUCCGAGAAGAGCUGGUGAAGUUCCACGCUCGCUACGACCACCUCGCCCUAGACGUAGAUAGCAUGGUGGUUGGACCAGGCAGUAAAGAACUCAUUUACCUGACCAUGGCAACUUUUAGCGGAGAAAUCCUGCUUCCCGCCCCCGCCUGGACGACCUACGCCCCCCAGGCUCGACUCGCGGGAAAGGAGACCAGGAUCCUGCAGACGGACCGCGCCAAGGGAUGGAAACUCACGCCGGAGGUCCUGGAGGAGGCGGGGCAGCGAGGGGCGUCGAGGAAACUGCUCAUCUUGACGAAUCCGGGGAAUCCGACUGGGACAUGUUACAAGGAGGAGGAGUUGAAGGCGCUCAGCUCUGUCUGUCGCCGCUACGGAAUCCUUGUCCUGAGCGACGAAAUUUACGCCCGACUCACCUUCGACAGAAAAUACUCGUCCAUGGUAAAGUGUUAUCCCGAAGGCACUAUUCUGACGUCGGGCUUCAGCAAAUGGGCGUCGGCAGGAGGGUGGAGGCUCGGAUACGCCCACUUUCCCCCCGCCACUAGGCCGCUCAUGGAGGCCGUCAGGAAUGGGGCCUCUCACACCUACUCCUGUGCUCCAGCGCCCAUGCAAUAUGGCGUGGCAAAGGCGCUGCGAGACCAUAAGGAGGAGCUCGACCGAUAUAUGGCCGACUGCAGCAGGAUACUGGGAGCGGUGGGGAGCUUCUGCCACAGAGAACUGUCCAGCGUGGGCGUGGGCGGGUGUGUGAGUGAAGCUGGCUACUACUUCAUGCCAGACUUCGAGGUCGUCCGAGAGGGCCUGCGUGCUCGAGGAAUGUCCACGGGAGACCACAUGUCCAAGUCGAUGUUGGAGGAAGCUGAUGUGGCCGUAAUGUCCGCCCACGCUUUCCUACGCCCACCAGAGGAGUUCACGACCCGCUUUUGCUUCGUGUGCUUCGAUGGUUCGAACGCCCUCGAGAUCGCUCAGGGAAUGCCAGCGUCCCAACCCCUUGGCGACGACUUCGUUCGCCAGUAUUGUUCUCCGGUCGUCGAGGGGGUUGAGCGGUUGAAGUCUUGGGUUGUGAAGCAUACUGUUUGAGACAGGUGCAGUUAGCCAGGGUAGUAAAUUAAAGGACGUAAAAAAAAAAAAAAAAAAAGAAAAAAAAAUAAUGGGGUUUGGGACUUUUUUUUCUGCUUUUUCUACUGGUUCUGCUUUUGGUGUUUCUUUAAUGUUAGGUUAUUUUAUCGAGGUUUCUUUUAAGGGAGAGGUCUAUCUGAUCGGUUUUGUUUCUCUCUCUCUAUCUAUCUAUCUCUUUCUCUUUCUCGCUCUUUCUCUCACACUUACCUCUCCAUCAUCAGAGCAUUCCUUUUCUCUCAAACAAACAAAUUCAACAAGGUUAACUUACUGCAUUACCAGUCAAUAACAUACACUCAUAAGUGAACUUGUCCAUUUUAAUGCAUUUUCUAUGAUAUCUUU